ACUUUUGACAAAUUGACAACCGUAUUGUCAAUUUAACCGAUCACCAGGGUACCUGGGUACCGCAAUAAUACUCCUGGAUUAAUUAUAAAAGCCCUAUAUAAUAAACUCAAAUAUGGGCUACAAAUUUCUGAAACUUGCCUCGACUCCCUUUAGAAAUGGCAAUGUAAGGAUUGGAAUCAGACAGUAUGCUACCACACAUGAUGCCGAUCUUGUAGUUAUUGGCUCGGGCCCUGGUGGGUAUGUAGCUGCCAUUAAAGCUGCCCAAUUGGGCUUAAAGACCAUUUCAGUAGAAAAAGAUCCAUCUUUAGGAGGAACAUGUCUGAAUGUAGGCUGUAUUCCAUCAAAGGCCUUAUUGCAUAAUUCCCACUUAUACCAUAUGGCAAAACAUGACUUCAAACACCGAGGUAUUGAGGUUGGAGAAGUGAAAUUUGACUUUCAAGCAAUGAUGACAUAUAAAGCUAAUGCUGUUAAAGCCUUAACUGGUGGUAUUGCUAUGCUAUUUAAUAAAAACAAGGUGCAACUUGUUCGUGGUGUAGGAUCAAUUGUCGCACCAAACAAAGUUCAAGUUCAAGGUGAAAAGGGAGUUGAAACAAUAAAUACAAAGAAUAUUUUAAUUGCAACAGGCUCUGAAGUCACACCGUUCCCUGGUGUAACAUUUGAUGAGAAACAGAUCAUCACAUCAACAGGAGCACUCUCCCUGCCCGAAGUUCCCAAGAAGAUGUUGGUAAUUGGAGCCGGUGUGAUUGGUUUAGAAUUGGGCUCAGUAUACCAGAGGCUAGGAGCAGAUGUUACUGCCAUAGAAUUCCUUGAAAGUAUUGGAGGUAUUGGUAUUGAUGGAGAGGUAUCCAAAACCUUACAAAAGAUCCUAACAAAACAAGGCAUGAAGUUUAAACUUGGCACAAAAGUGACGGGCGUGAAGAAGGAAGGAGGCAUCGUUAAAGUUGACGUCGAAGCCGCCAAAGGAGGCAGUAAGGAAACUUUGGACUGCGACGUAGUUCUGAUCUCCAUCGGUCGCCGGCCGUACACCUCUGGUCUCGGAUUGGACAAGGUCGGCAUCGCACUCGACGACAGAGGACGCGUCCCGGUCAACAACAAAUUUCAGACCACCGUUCCAGGAAUUUACGCUAUUGGUGAUGUUAUACACGGUCCCAUGUUGGCUCACAAAGCGGAAGAUGAAGGUAUUGUCUGCGUUGAAGGAAUCAAAGGAAUGCCAGUACAUUUCAACUAUGACGCCAUUCCAUCUGUUAUCUACACAUCACCAGAAGUAGGCUGGGUUGGAAAAUCGGAGGAGGAUCUCAAAAAAGAGGGCCGCCCAUACAAGGUGGGUAAGUUCCCAUUCCUGGCGAACUCACGUGCCAAGACCAACGGUGAGCCGGAUGGUUUCGUGAAGGUACUUGCAGACAAGGCCACUGAUGUUAUAUUGGGAACACAUAUCAUCGGACCCGGCGGCGGCGAGCUGAUCAACGAAGCGGUGCUGGCGCAGGAGUACGGCGCCGCGGCCGAGGACGUGGCGCGCGUCUGCCACGCGCACCCCACAUGUGCGGAAGCGUUACGAGAAGCCAACUUGGCGGCGUACAUCGGAAAGCCGAUUAACUUCUAAUCUUAGAAUUUAUUUAUAUUUUAUUGUACAAAUAAUGAACGCGUCGAACGAAACGAGACGCAUCAUCGUAGCCCACUAUAAGGAUCUUGUAUGAAUCUAUUGUGAACGAUUUGGGUAUUCAUUCAUAUUAAAAUAAUAUCGCAUCUUUA
Messenger RNA from Melitaea cinxia (Glanville fritillary), 1749 nucleotides. It is a transcript of the gene DLDH, whose product is annotated as dihydrolipoyl dehydrogenase. The transcript has 12 exons. The record is from RefSeq and is a predicted model, not a curated record. Gene Ontology annotation, cellular component: mitochondrion; oxoglutarate dehydrogenase complex. NCBI's taxonomy places the organism in Eukaryota, Metazoa, Arthropoda, Insecta, Lepidoptera, Nymphalidae. The coding region runs from base 113 to 1600 and encodes 495 amino acids. Gene Ontology annotation, molecular function: dihydrolipoyl dehydrogenase (NADH) activity; flavin adenine dinucleotide binding.